Molecule: messenger RNA, 2097 nt
Organism: Colletotrichum costaricense
Lineage: Eukaryota; Fungi; Ascomycota; Sordariomycetes; Glomerellales; Glomerellaceae
Product: Lcc2
Exons: 5
Coding region: 1-2097 (698 amino acids)
Molecular function (GO): oxidoreductase activity; copper ion binding
Source: RefSeq, a predicted model, not a curated record
AUGUUGGCCCUUCGCCAUGUCUGGAUCAUUGUAAGUGAUGUUGCCAAUACACUUUUCGGUUCACCCUUCUUCCGAGAUGGACCUCAACACCACCUAGGAGCCAAGUUUAGCUGGUCGAACACCGACCUUGAGACCGCUGGACAUGGUAGUCCCAUCUUCGCGCCUCCUGGCAGCAACAUUGAUAAAUUUGUCUGUGACUACAGCCAGAUGAAGGGUUUCAAGCCAUGCGGCACUGCAGAGGACCGAAGCUGUUGGCUUCGCAACUCGGAUACCGGAGAAGAAUACAACAUCACAACCGACUAUGAGGACAAGAUGCCGCAAGGCAUCACUCGAGUAUACUACCUCAACGUUACGGAUGGCUACAUCAAUGCGAACGGCCUGAACUUCACCGAAGCAAAGCUUUUUAACAACACUUGGCCUGGGCCUCUCAUCGAAGCUUGUUGGGGUGAUACUGUCGAGAUCCACGUUCAGAAUCUCCUCGUCAACAAUGGAACCAGCAUUCACUGGCAUGGCAUCAGACAGAAUCAAACAAUGCACAUGGAUGGUGUCAACGGAAUUACACAAUGUCCCAUUGCUCCACAGUCCAGCUUUGUCUACCGAUGGGAUGCCACACAGUACGGCUCCUCGUGGUAUCACAGCCACUACUCGGUUCAGUACGCCGACGGAUUGCAAGCCCCCAUUACCAUCCACGGACCAACAUCCUUCCCGUACGACGAGGCUAUUGAGCCAAUCUCGGUGACUGAUUGGGCGAAUAAUAGUGCAUUCGAAAACAUGUACAUAAAUGCAACCGGACAAGACAUACUCCUGGGUGGCAUCGGGAACAUCACUCGAUUCACUGGUGGAGGUAUUGAUAACACCACAGAAAUUCCCCGUGGUUACGAGAUCUGGUUCGAUGACAUCGAGCCCAACCCCUCGACGAGAGCAAAGCGGUACCUAUUGCGCCUUGUUAACACUGCUUAUGAUUCAACGUUUAUCUUCUCCAUCGACAACCACAAUUUCACUGUUGUUGAGGCAGACUUCGUUCCCAUUGAGCCAUUCAAUGCAACUUCUCUCCUCAUCGCCAUCGGACAGAGGUAUCAUAUUAUCGUUGAGGCAAAGCCGGUUGUCGACAGUUCGAACCCCGAUGCUAAUCCUCUGCCGGCGGAUGGCAAUUUCUGGAUUCGAACCCAAUUGCCAAUGUAUGAAGGCACAAAUUUGACGAAAGAAGGCAACAUUGCUGUAGAUGUGAACAACUACAUGAAGACCGGCAUCCUCCGUUACGACAGUUCCAGUACAGCAGACCCCACUACCACGGGUUGGAACAUUAGCCUCGCUUUCUCAGACACGGACUUUAACAACAAACUGGUGCCGACUGUUCCUUGGACAGUUGGAAUUCCGGCAAACGGCGGCGUCGGCGAACAAUUCAACAUCGCGGACCUACACAACGUAAGCAAAAGCGGACCAUAUGCGCAGGCCUUUUUCUCUUUCGAGCGACCGGAGAGCAAGGACGUGAACCCCUUCCAGACCGCGUACGGGAACCCUACGUUCCUAAACCUCGACAAUGUUGGCGAUGAGUGGCCAACAGGAUGGGUGGUCGUGCCGGAGAAUUAUACCGCAAAGGACUGGGUUUAUCUAGUUCUCAACUCCAACAACACCGACAUAACCCACCCGACAUUUGGUCCUCAUCCCAUCCAUCUCCACGGCCAUGAUUUUGCCAUUGUCCAGCAGGAGGAUGACAAGUUGUGGGACCCAGCAGAUUUCAAUCCCAACACAAGUAAUCCGCCCCGCCGUGACGUGGUACUGCUUCCCAAGAGCGGCUAUGCCGUCAUUGCCUUCAAGUCCGAUAACCCCGGCGUGUGGUUAAUGCAUUGCCAUAUUGCCGGCCAUGCUUCCGCUGGCCUGUCUCUCCAGAUCAUGGAACGACAAGCUCAGGCUAACGUCAUUUGGAGGCCCGGAAGCUCUCCGGCCCUAGAUGAGGCCCAUACUCUCUGUGCAAGCUGGAAUACUUGGGCGUAUGACUGCAAGAACUACUGGCCUGGCAACCUGGGUACCGAUGAGAAUCCAGACUACCCUGCCUGCGCCAAUGCCACCAACCUUCAGAACGAUUCUGGAGUUUAG